Messenger RNA from Closterium sp. NIES-67, 863 nucleotides. NCBI's taxonomy places the organism in Eukaryota, Viridiplantae, Streptophyta, Zygnematophyceae, Desmidiales, Closteriaceae. The record is from the annotation of a GenBank genome assembly.
CUUGCUUCCCCUAUCCCAAAGCCUUACCUUGUUGUAGUCACCCCUAAUAAAACUCUCAACACUCAUAGAGCCUCGCCACCACUUCCAACUUUCCGAAUCCUCGGCCCCUCCGUUCGAUCCUUGUCUCGUUCCCUGAACCCGUCUCGCGGGUCCAGGCGCCAUGUCUGCCGCCAUCCGCCGAGCACUCCUCCACUCCCGCCGAGUCCGCCCAGCGUCUUCGCCGCUAUGUAGACCUACUCUCCCACACUCCUCCACACCUCGCGACCUCUCACCGUUCGAUGGCACCCGCCCGCUGCAUCAGAGUCACCUGUGUGGAACGGCGAAGGCGACGGCAUCGCAGUCGGUGGCGGCGCGCAUGGUGGAGAAGCGGCAGCAGGAGCGCAGGGAGAACGCCGUGCUGCUCUCCAUGCUCGCCGUGGGCCUCUCCAUCUCCGGCUACUUCUACUACACCUCACAAAUCCGCCCCUACUCCCACUCCUCUCCCAUCACCGCCUUUCCCCUCACACCCUCCACGCGCCUCCCCCCUGCUCCUGGCCCACAGUCGGAGGAGAUGACUGGUGGGGGCAACAAGCCAUAGAAGGUAGUACCUUGGCUUCAUUCGCCCCAGCAAUUCACGGCACACCUGAACACGGGUAGCUCGUAGUGCACGCUUGCUCCUUUGCUGGAAAUGAUAAAAUGACUUACGGCUAUUCUCAGCCCAACACUCUCGAUGGAGGAGUCUGACAUAGCUGUCCACAACACGGGCCUUGGCUUGGCUUGGCAGUACUUUGGGACGAGAGGAGGGGGGUGGGGGGCAGGGACUUAAGAUAAUUGUGUAGCCUUAUAGUUGAAUUGGUUGUUGGCUUGCAUUACAUUGAUGUAAU